UCGAUAUACGUUGGUUGGAGGAAAAUCUCGCCUAGAAAUAUCGUCGCUGAAGCAGCCAGCCAGUCUUUGUUGAAUAUGCCAAGCUGACCCCUAUCUACACCGUUUGUCACGCUUCCUGUUUUUAGUGUAGUUUCAAUCAUUUUUCCACGAUACAUCUGUUUUUAUUGUCUUACCAGUUGAUGUUAUCACAUAGAAACGCCGUUGUGUGACAGAAAAGUGAAAGCGACGGGAAGGCUGAACGACUGUCGAUUUCCCUAAAUCAAGGAAAUUAGAAGCCGGGAGACAGACGAAAGGAUUGUUAUUGUUUGCAGCUGGUUGGGGACAGAAUAAUAUUCAAAAUGGCCGAUGUCGACCCCGAAACACUUUUGGAAUGGCUACAAAUGGGCCAAGGCGACGAACGAGACAUGCAACUUAUUGCACUAGAGCAACUUUGUAUGUUGCUAUUAAUGUCAGACAACGUUGACCGGUGUUUUGAAAGUUGCCCUCCUAGAACUUUCCUCCCAGCAUUGUGCAAGAUAUUUCUGGAUGACUGUGCUCCGGAUAAUGUACUGGAAGUAACAGCAAGGGCCAUCACCUAUUAUCUGGAUGUAUCUGCUGAGUGUACCAGACGUGUAGUAGCUGUUGACGGCGCUGUUAAAGCAAUAUGCAACCGACUUGUAGUAGCUGAAUUAUCAUCGAGAACAAGUAAAGAUUUAGCAGAACAAUGUAUAAAGGUUCUGGAACUGAUGUGCACUAGAGAGUCUGGUGCCGUAUUUGAAUCUGGUGGUCUUAACUGUGUAUUGAUGUUUAUAAGAGACAAUGGCAAUCUUAUACACAAGGAUACGCUGCAUUCAGCUAUGUCUGUGGUUUCUAGGCUAUGUGGCAAGAUGGAACCCAGUGAUACCUCAUUAGAAACCUGUGUAGAAUCAUUAUCCCAAUUACUGAGACAUGAAGAUCAUACUGUUGCUGAUGGAGCAUUGAGAUGUUUUGCAUCAUUAGCUGACCGCUUCACUCGACGAGGUGUGGAUCCUGCUCCACUGGCUAAGCACGGGUUGAUGAAUGAGCUACUGUCACGUCUCUCUAGCUGUGCCGUACCUGCGGGUGGUUCAGCUAAAACUGGAACUCCAGGGGCUUUAGCUAGUGCUACGCCAGAGUCAAAAAGCAACCCCAAUGUGUCUACUAUUAUUAGUUUGUUAUCUACAAUGUGUAGAGGUUCCCCGGGAGUUACACAUAAUUUACUUAGAUCUGACUUACCAGAAGCAAUAGAGAAGGCUUUACAAGGAGAUGAAAGAUGUGUGCUAGAUACCAUGCGUCUAGUAGAUCUAUUAUUGGUGCUUUUAUUUGAGGGCCGAAAAGCCCUGCCCAAAUCUAGUGUUGGCUCUGGUAACCGGAGUCUACCAGGUUUGCGACGUCUUGACAGCUCAGGAGAGAGAUCUCACCGACAAUUGAUAGAUUGUAUCCGUAGUAAAGAUACUGAUGCAUUAAUAGAUGCUGUAGACACAGGAACUUUUGAAGUGAAUUACAUGGAUGAUGUGGGUCAGACAUUACUUAAUUGGGCCUCAGCGUUUGGAACUCAGGAAAUGGUGGAAUUUUUAUGCGAGAGAGGUGCUGAUGUGAAUAGAGGUCAAAGGUCAUCCUCACUACACUAUGCAGCCUGCUUUGGUAGGCCUCAAGUUGCCAAGACCUUGUUGAGACAUGGUGCUAACCCUGAUCUGAGAGAUGAAGAUGGUAAAACACCUCUGGAAAAGGCAAGAGAACGAAAUGAUGAAGGUCAUAGGGAAGUUGUACAGAUACUACAGUCUCCUGGUGAAUGGAUGGUGCCAGUUUCAACCACAUCCACUGAAAGGCCAACAGCCACUCUGGUAGAAGGUGCAAAGAAAAUAGAGAUUGAACCGGAAGAUGGUGAACCUAAAGAUCCUGAAAUGGCACCAGUUUAUUUGAGAAAGUUGUUGCCUAUAUUUGCUCAGGUCUAUCAAAACACCAUGUUGCCUUCUGUCAGGAAAGCUACAUUAGCUUUGAUUCGUAAGAUGGUACAUUACAUUCCUCUUACAUUGUUAGUUGAAGUUUGUGAAGAAGAAGGAAGUGGUUACAACUUUACCUCAGUCUUGGUAGAAGUUUUGGCGAUUGUCUUAGAUCAUGAUGACGACGAUGAUGGACAUUUAACUGCAUUACAAAUAAUUGAUGAUUUAAUGAAGAAAGGAAAUGAUAUAUUUAUUGUACAUUUUGCAAAGUUAGGGGUCAUAAGUAAAGUAUUUAACUUAGCUGGACCACCAGAAGAACAUGAAGAUGGAGCUAUUGCUAAAGAGCAGGAUGAAGAUGAACCACAGUUAGAAGAUGCCAAAGAGAUUCUGCAGGGUAAACCAUAUCACUGGCGUGAGUGGUGUCUUGCACGAGGCAGAGACUGUCUAUACAUUUGGAGUGAUGCUGCUGCAUUGGAGUUGUCUAAUGGCAGUAAUGGAUGGUUUCGCUUCAUCUUAGAUGGAAAGUUAGCUACAAUGUAUUCAAGUGGCAGUCCAGAAGGUGGCUCAGAUAGUUCAGAAAGCAGAGGUGAAUUCUUAGAAAAACUACAGAGAGCAAGAGGACAGGUAAAGCCUGGUACUGGAAGCCAACCAGUAUUAUCAUCAACCUGUCCAACUAAACUAGUGGUUGGUAACUGGACAUUGUCUUGUCGUAAAGAAGGCGAACUCAUUAUACAGAAUUCGGAUGGACAACAGGUGCAAGCAACUAUUUUACGAGAAGAGCUGCCAGGGUUUAUAUUUGAAUCAAACAGAGGAACUAAACACUCAUUUACUGCUGAGACUUCAUUAGGACCUGAAUUUUCUACUGGAUGGAGUGGCAAGAGAGGGAAAAGACUGAGGUCAAAGAUCGAGGCAGUUAAACAAAAGGUGAAGCAGAUAGCCCAGCAGUUGUAUGAGAAAUAUUUCCGAGCAGCGCAGGCAUCUCCACGUGGUGUUGUGUCUAAACUGAAAUCUAUUGUAUGUCAGUUAGAAGCGUCUUGUGAUGCUCACAAUGAUCCCUCUAAGUCACUGGAGGGAGAACAAAGCUGGUCAGAACAGAUGAAGACAGCAUUAGAAUCUCUAACUCUCUUAUUAAAAGAUGAGAACACAUUGUCAGCCUACGAAUUGCAAAGCAGUGGUUUGGUACAAGUCCUUCUUAGGUGUCUCAACAAUACUUAUGAUGAAGCCUGUUGUAAUAAUAGAAUUAUGGAGAGAAUAGGAGUGUUCAAGGCAGCAUUUCGUGACAGUGAUGACGUGGUGGAGGAUGAUUUUGAAAGUAGUUUGCAGCAACCAUCUGUUAUGUUGGUUCGUAAACUCAUAGCAGCUCUGGAAUCAAUUGAGAAACUACCUCUCUUCCUAUAUGAUGCACCAGGUUCUGGAUAUGGAUUACAGGUAUUAACAAGAAGACUCAGGUUCAGACUAGAAAGAGCUGCAGGUGAGACUGCCCUCAUUGAUAGAUCAGGGAGAACUUUGAAGAUGGAACCACUUACCACAGUUGGUGCUUUAGAAAGAUAUCUGCUAAAAAUGGUGGCAAAGCAAUGGUAUGAUUAUGAACGAACUACAUUUUCUUUUGUCAAACGUGCCAAAGAAGGACCGACAUUAGUAUUUCGACAUCAGAGAGAUUUUGAUGAAAAUGGUAUUAUUUACUGGGUUGGAACAAAUGCUAGGUCUGCAUAUGAAUGGGUUAACCCCGGUCAGUAUGGGUUGGUAGCUAUCAGCUCAUCAGAAGGUAGAAAUUUACCUUAUGGAAGAUUAGAAGAUAUCCUAAGUAGGGAUGUAUCAGCUUUAAAUUGCCAUACCAAUGAUGAUAAAAAUGCCUGGUUUGCAAUUGACUUAGGUCUGUGGGUGAUACCUACAGCUUACACACUACGUCAUGCCCGUGGUUAUGGUAGAUCAGCAUUGAGGAACUGGUUAUUCCAAGUCUCAAAAGAUGGACAUAAUUGGGUAACAUUGUAUACGCAUACAGAUGACUGUUCCCUGAAUGAACCGGGGUCCACUGCCACCUGGCCUAUUGACCCCUCAUCUGAUGAGAAGCAAGGAUGGAGGCAUAUCAGGUUACAGCAGAUGGGAAAAAACGCCAGUGGGCAGACCCAUUACUUGUCUUUAUCUGGCUUUGAACUUUAUGGAUCUGUGACUGGAGCUUGUGAAGAUCAACUUGGCAAAGCUGCAAAAGAAGCUGAAGCCAAUUUGAGGAGACAGCGGCGGUUGGUUAGAUCACAAGUUUUACGCCAAAUGACCGUUGGAGCACGUGUUGUACGUGGAAUGGAUUGGAAAUGGAGAGACCAAGAUGGCAAUCCAGCUCAAGAAGGCACUGUUACUGGUGAAUUACAUAAUGGUUGGGUUGAUGUCACCUGGGAUCACAACGGUUCCAACUCCUAUCGUAUGGGAGCUGAGGGCAAAUAUGACCUACAGUUGGCCCCAUCACAUGUGCCUAUUACUGAAGGAUCUUUGGGGCUAAGGAAUCUCAAAGUAGGAAAAACUGAGAUAACCACUACUGUGGGUAGCUCUAAUGUGAAAGGCAUAACUAGUUCUGGUCCGCUGGUCAGUAAAAAGAGCAGUUCAAGCCCAACACUUUGUGGUGAAGCUGAUGGACGUGGAGCCUCAAAGGAUUUUGUAUUGUCCAGUGAUGCUGCUGCAGUGGCUGUAGCAGAGGGAGUACUUGCAGCACUUAAUGUAUCAUCUGAAGGCGUAGCAGCUGCAGCACUCAGUGAAGUCCGAGCAUCAGCAUCUAUUUCAUCUGUUAGUGAUGCUGCCAGGAGAGCAGAGGAGAAGAGCAAAAAGAAUAAAGGUACAUUAGAAACCACUGUGUCUGAAGAUGCAAAGGAUGCUACAGGAGGACCUCCUACUUCUGCUACUAGCACUAGCAACAUGAGUGUAAGUGUGCCCAAUCUGAGCAGUCCUGCAGCCAAUCUUCUUGAGACGUUUGCUGCUGUGACUCGUCGUAGUAGUGGCAUGGUUGGUGGAGCCAGUAAUAACAUGAUGAGAAGUACUGGAGGAACUGCAGGAAGUCUUGGUAGACUACCAUUCACACCAGUGCCAUCUAACAUUGCAGCCAGCUUGUGUACAGGUCUUACCACCAGCUUGACCUCUUCCAGUGAGAGUGAUGACUUUUUGGAAAGUUGCAGAACUAGCACUCUUCUAGCUGAGCUAGAAGAUGAUGAUGAUCUGCCACCUGAUGAUGAUGACGAUGAUGAGAAUGAAGACGAAAAUGAAGAUGAUGAGGAGCUGUAUGAAGAAGUAUUGCAAGAAGAAGAAGAAUAUGACACAAGAGGUGGUAGAAGACGAACCUGGGAUGAUGAAUAUGUAUUGAAAAGACAGUUCUCUGCAUUAGUACCAGCAUUUGAUCCAAGACCUGGUAGAACAAAUGUACAACAGACAGUAGAUGUUGAAAUACCUUCUCCAGGUUCAGCAGAAGGUGCAUUUUGUGAUGAAUCAGAAACUUUACCCUCACCAAGACUAACUUUGUUUAUCAGAGGACCUGGCUUACCUGGGCUUGAAGACACUGAAGUCAAAUUGGGUGACUUAGAAUCUACAGUGUUUAAACAUGUACAGAAAUUGUAUACUAAAACCCUUAUUGGUACUAAGCAAGAUAGACUGAGGAGAAUAUGGGAACCAACUUAUGUUAUUACCUAUCGUGAGAUGAAACCAGAAGACAGUUCACCUGACUCCGAGAAUGCAGGGGGACGUUGGUCUAUAUCAUUUGUGGAAUUGCAUCUUGGGUCAGAUGAAUUGCCCAAAUCAGAACUUAUUACUUAUUUACAAAGGAAUGCAGACAUUCACUUCUUAAGAAGAUGGAAGUUGACUGGCACACCUAAGAAUAUCCGAAAAAACAGAAACUGUAGCCAACUAGUUGCAGCAUAUAAAGAGUUCUGUGGAAUCAGUUCCAAACCAUCAUCGCCCAAGCACAAACCAGUAGCUACAAGGUCUAGUCGAAUCUUGAGUGAAACUGAUAUGCCACAACCAAAGAACAGAACUGACCCAUCAGCCUGUACUGUAGAUGAUGUAUUACAGUUAUUGAGAUUACUGUAUGGUAUGGCUACAGAUGUCAGUAACAGACGCAGGGAAGGUGUACCUGUGCAUCAUUACAAUGUUUCAUUAGAGGAGUUCCAAAGCAAGAAGUUAACAACCAAAUUGCUGCAACAAGUACAGGAUCCACUGGUGCUAGCUAGUUUAGCUUUACCUGACUGGUGUGAGAAGUUGACCAAUAAAUGUCCAAUGCUCUUUCCAUUUGAGUCUCGUUCAUUGUUCUUCACAUGCACGGCAUACGGUGUGUCACGUGCGAUUGCCUGGCUACAAGACAAACGAGAUGCCACACUGGAAAGACAGAGAACACCGUCAUCACGUAGAGAUGACCAACAUGAGUACAGGGUGGGUAGACUGAAACAUGAGAGGGUUAAAGUACCACGUGGAGAGCAACUAGUAGAGUGGGCAACCAAUGUGAUGAAGUUUCAUGCCAAUAGUAAAUCAAUAUUAGAGGUUGAAUUUUUGAGUGAGGAAGGAACUGGCCUGGGUCCUACAUUAGAAUUCUAUGCACUUAUAGCAGCUGAAUUUCAGAGGAAAUCGAUGGGACUUUGGAUUUGUGAUGACGAGUUUGCUGAUGAUAUGGCUAGACAGGUGGAUAUUGGCCGUGGUACUAAACCUCCAGGGUAUUAUGUGCAACGUGCUAGUGGUCUAUUUACAGCUCCUCUACCUCAAGACAGUGAAGACACAGAUAGAGUCGUGCACAUUUUUUAUUUUCUUGGUAUUUUCUUAGCGAAAUGUUUGCAGGACAACCGUCUAGUGGAUAUACCUCUAUCUCGGCCGUUCCUUAAACUGAUGUGCAUGGGAGAGGCGGGUAGCAGUAUUCAUGAGCCAUACCUGGACUCCACCUUGCAUGAUUAUGACGGUACAUCUAACGAGAGCCUCUCUGAGGCUUCCACCGAUGAUUAUCAUGAACUGAUCUCCAGUAUUCCAGAUGAGGAUUCUAAAUCUGAGUUAAUCCUGGAUCCACCGAAAACCAAAUCUCCUGCAUGGUUUGCCGGAUUACUGACUUGGGAAGAUUUUGAGUUGAUCAAUCCUCAUCGUGCGAGGUUUUUGAAUCAAUUGAAAGAGCUGGUAGCCAGAAGAAAGAAGAUCCUCAUCGAUAAUACACUGACUGAAGAGGAGAGGAAUAAUCAGAUACAGAAUCUAUGUCUGGAAAACCUUGCUGGGUCGGGCCCUCCGGUUAAAUUGGAACAUCUUGGAUUGACCUUUCAGUUCAAUCCAUCCUCCAAGGUAUAUAGCUUCACUGUUGUAGAUCUGAAACCCAAUGGUGAAGAUGAAAUUGUGACAUUAGAAAAUGCUGAAGAAUACAUUGAGGCUAUAACAGAUUUCUGCCUUCAUACUGGAAUUCGAAGGCAAAUGGAAGCAUUCAGAAAUGGUUUUAAUGAUGUAUUCCCAAUGGAAAAACUGAAUUCCUUCAACCCAGCUGAAGUACAAACUAUGUUGUGUGGUGAUCAGACCCCUGAAUGGACCAGAGAUGAUAUCCUCAAUCACACAGAACCCAAACUAGGUUACACCCGAGAGAGCCCUGGAUUCCAGAGAUUUGUCAAUGUCAUGUGUUCCUUGGAUUCAGAUGAAAGAAAGUGUUUCCUACAGUUUACAACUGGCUGUUCGUCUCUGCCACCAGGUGGUCUAAUGAACUUGCAUCCACGUCUCACCAUUGUCAGAAAAGUGGACGCCAAUGACAACACUUAUCCCUCAGUCAAUACUUGCGUGCAUUAUCUAAAACUGCCUGAGUAUACCACUGAAGAGAUUAUGAAAGAGAAGCUUCUAGCUGCGACAAGCGAGAAAGGGUUCCACCUCAACUAGUAGUUGCAUCCUCUGCCUGUGUAUGGAAUAUAUGAAUAAAAACUUUGGCUGCUGCAAACCAUUUACUGAAAAUGGGUUGGGGGGUUUGAAAACUUGUGUAGUAAUCACAUACAAUUUAUUGAUGUUAUUUUUUAGUUUUUUUUGAAAUAUAUUUGCAAGUACUGCGAGUUAAAUGUAAUGAUUGAAUAACGAAUGAGGAAGUCUGAAAGGUGCUUUUUUUGUUGCUGUCUCAUUAAAAGCAGCAUUUGUGCAAUGUCUUUUGGCUCUUGUACAGUAUAAUGUUAGGGAUUGAUUUUUGUGGGAUUGGUUGGGAACGUAUUUUAGUUUUUACUAUAUUCUUUGAUAACCGUUUGAUUUAAAUAAUAUGCAUUGUGUGAUUCACAUGUGUAUAGCAUUGACAUUCAGAGCAAUACAUACCAGUAGAUAAGUACUGAACAGGCCCUUUUUAUUUUUUAUUGCACAACACUUAGGGCAAUUAAUUGGUGCAAUUGUUCUGGCUUCAAUGAGGGGGAGGUGGUGAAAUUGCUGGGUAACAAGAUUACAGAUGAACAGUACUUGAAUUUCCAGUUGGGAGAGUACCCAUUUUCAAAGUAAAAUUUGAUUAAGAUUACUAUAGGGAAAAUCUGUUGUUUUUUUUAGGCCAUAGCACUAAAAAUAAAUUUAUUAAAAAGUAUCAAGAGAGUGUCGUGGAGUGAAGCAAUACAGUGUCAUGAAAAUGAGAAAGACAAGACAGUUGUUUACAUUUAGAAUCAAAUGUACACUCAAUGGGGUAUUUACAGUGUUUUCAGCUGGGAGUUUAUGUUGGUCUGUUACUCAUUGAUACUUGACUACUACUCUAGAUUGAGGAAGUUUGUUUUAAAUGGGUUGAUGUACCUAUUCCUUCAGCUUUUGGUCUUAAAAAUGACACAUUUAAAACACAUGUUGCCAUUUAAAAUAAUUUGGAUUUAUUGACAAAUUUAAAUACGUUUUGCUGAGUAACUAGCAAUUUCUGAAAUAUACUGAAAACAUCUGACCUACUAAUUUUUGUUAUGACUGAGCUUAGAGCUUUUUGAAAACUUCCAAUCAUAAUAGAGAGAAAUAUUGUCAUAUUUAUUGUUGAACCAAAUGUUAGGCACAUCAACCCUGUUUACAGUACACUGGAAUUAAAGAAUAAUUUGUUUACUUUCCCCCCAGUUCUUAAGACAUUUUAAAGGAAACAUCAAGCCAAACAACAUUAUAAAUAACUCCUCAAGAA
Saccoglossus kowalevskii is the source of this 9039-nucleotide messenger RNA. RefSeq names its product inhibin receptor E3 ligase-like protein. Gene Ontology annotation, molecular function: metal ion binding; protein binding; ubiquitin protein ligase activity. Gene Ontology annotation, cellular component: nuclear speck. Lineage: Eukaryota; Metazoa; Hemichordata; Enteropneusta; Harrimaniidae. The record is from RefSeq and is a predicted model, not a curated record. Gene Ontology annotation, biological process: protein K63-linked ubiquitination; anatomical structure development; proteasome-mediated ubiquitin-dependent protein catabolic process.